This is a messenger RNA of Manis pentadactyla (Chinese pangolin), 3204 nucleotides long. RefSeq names its product A-kinase anchor protein 14-like. The coding region runs from base 2389 to 3156 and encodes 255 amino acids. Gene Ontology annotation, cellular component: cAMP-dependent protein kinase complex. The record is from RefSeq and is a predicted model, not a curated record. The transcript has 8 exons. Lineage: Eukaryota; Metazoa; Chordata; Mammalia; Pholidota; Manidae. Gene Ontology annotation, molecular function: protein kinase A regulatory subunit binding.
ACGUCCUUGUGCACACGUUGCAUGCUCCCUCAGGUGAACGCCCGAGCACUGCAGGACCAUGCGCCAGCAUCCGGGCCAGGAGCAAGGGCUUGGAGCUCCAAGGAGGCAGGGCGCCCAGUGUGAGGAGAGGCUCACGCUACCGCGGGGCCCUGUGUUUCCACCUUCCCCGCUCCCCACAGAGAAUCCAGGAGGAGGGCAGGGUGUGGAUGGGAGCCUGCCCUGGUGCCAGAAGGUUCACAGCAGUUGGUCUGAUGGGCUGUGUGGGAGUCAGACCAGUGACCAGGAGGCCAGUCAUCAUCAACAGCAUUUGUAGAUCUGGAACCUGCGGACUCACCAAUGACAGUGACCAUGCAAGUCCUGGCUUUGCUGCUAGGCAUUGGGCCUCAACAGUGAGAGCUCAAGACACACCUGCCCCUCUGGAAUCUGUCCCAGGCAAAUUCUCCCAGCUUUGGGGAAGCGGUGGCUCUUUCUGGCUCCUUCAGUGUUUGUUUGGUUUUUUUUUCAUUAAAGUAUCGUUGAUAUACAAUCUCAUCUCAUGUUGGUUUCAAAUAUACAACACAGUGGCUCAACAGUUACCCAUAUUAUUAAAUCCUCACCCCCUCUAGUGCAGUCACUAUCAACGUAGAAGAUUUACAGAAUCAUUAACUGUAUUCUCCAUUCUGUAUUACUGUCCCGGUGGCCAACUUAUAUUGUGAUUGUGAAUUAUUGGGCCCCUUUAUCUCCUUCACCCUCCCCCUGCAACUCACCCCAACCCCUCCUCUUUGGUGACCAACAGUCCCUUUUUAGUGUCUGUGAGUCUACUGCUGUUUUCUUCCUUCUGUUUUGCUUUGUUUUUUAUUCCACAAAGAAGUGAAAUCAUCUGGUACCUGUCUUUCUCCACCUGGUUUAUUCCACUUACCAUAAUAUCCCCUAGGUCCACCAUGUUGUCACAGGUAGCAGGACUUCUUUCCUUUUUUUUACGGCUGACUAAUAUUCCAUUGUGUAUAUGUACCACAUCUUCUUUAUCCAUUCAUCUAUUGAUGGACACUUAGGUUGCUUCCAUAUCUUGGCUAUUGCAAAUACUGACUCCUCUACUUUUGAUUCUGUCUGUUGUGGUUAGUCUCUUCAUCGUGAUUGUGGUAACUAAUGUGUACUGAGCACUUACAAGUGUGCCUGUCCUUGUUUUGAGUGCUCUAUAUGAAUCACCUCAUUUCACCUAUUAUCAACCUUAAGAAGUAACUCCUUUUAAGAUCCCCAUUCUACACGUGGAGCUAGAGAGGUACAACCACCUGCCUACAGUCACAGAGCCAGUCCGUGGCAGAGCUGGGCCUGGAGACCCUCUGUCUGUGGUUGGAGUCUGAGUUCCUCUGACCACGCUGCACUACCUUCCACCCUUCUCCCUCCCCGACACCCCUCCUGGUCCAGCCUCACUGAGUCACCUCAGCAGCAGGCUCUCUAUGCAUGAGGUGUCUUCCAGGCAGGGAGUUCAGCAUUUCGUUCUGGAUAAAGAGGACACUUAGCAAGAGGACACCUUCCUCUCUUGACUGGGAUUGAGACCCAGUGUCUUUGGGUGAGGAGCCAACCACUCCAUAUGCAAAGCAAGGUGGGUACAGGCAGGGGUUCUGAGACUUAGGGAUUUGUGGCCUAAUAAAAUUACAAAUUAAAACUGGGUCCUAACAUAGGGCCAACAACUUUUUAUUUCACCACUUAAAAAGAACAUUUUAUAAUACUCCUAUUAAUAAUAAUACAAGAAAGAAGAUCUAACCAUUACAAAGAGAGCUUAUGAUGGACCAGGCACUGUUUGUUAUGUCUUUCAUGAAUUAUUUGAUUUGAUUCUCAUGAUAAAAAUCCCUAUUCUGUAGGCGCUAUUAUCCCCAUUUUAUACACAAGGAGACUUCUUAUGUUAAGUAAAUUGUUCCCGGGUCUAUGCUGAUAACUAGUGUAAUAUAAGCUCAUCUUCGAAAACAAGCACACAAGGCAGGUCCUAACCUCAAAAUCUGGGAAUAAAUGAGUGAGAAGCCCCGUCAGUGAAGCUGGAUGGCUCUGAUGUUGAGUUUUAGGGCACUUAUUUAACGCUCACUGUGCCUCAGUUUGUUCACCUGCAAUGAAAAUAAGAAUACCCACCCCAUGGGCUGUUGGGCAGAAUGAAUUUCACACGUGCUCCUCAGAAAGAGCCCCUCGCACAGCGACUGACAGUGGUAAGGACCCAGUGCGUGCCAGCCACGGGGCUCAUCACUGCUAUUCCUCUGGCAGGGCCCUGCAAGCUUACCUCUUGCUAGGAAGAAACUGGGCGUGGAUACCACAGCGUGGCUCUGCUUUGGCCGUCAGAUGGUUGCUGGGACUGACUGUGCCCUCCUUCACUAACAGAAGCAGGCAGAAACAUUUGGGCUUUGCUUCCCAUUGGUUGAAAUGGGUGUUGCCAUGGCAGCACUUGUAAACAUUCAGUCUGGGAAUCCUGGGGAAAAGCUGCAGAGAGGCUCUUUCUGCGGCUUCCCAGGCUACUACGGUUCCAAACAAGGAUCUGUCUGGUCACUCAGAUCUUCCCAUUGGGUGGAACCUCCUGGGAGCCAGAAGGCACUGAAGAGACCACUGCUGUGGUCUGGUCAGAGGAAAAUGGAUGUGACUAAAAGUGUCAAAACUCAGACGAAAAUAGAUGUGGAUGAAAGUCCUACAAGCCAGACGACAGCCACAGAAGACUACAGCAACCUGACGGAAACAGCUCUGGCUUCAGUUAACAGGGCCGUCACUGAUGCUGUUAAGGCUGUAGAAGAAGCUGAAAACCCCAUCAAAAACAUCACCUGGAUCACACACAGUGAAUUCACAGAAGAAAGAGGCCGUGAACAAAUUGAAGAGUUCAUUUUGACUUGGGAGCAUCAAGACAACUGGCUGCACUACACAGAACUCAUAGAGAGGAAAGACUUGAUUCACAGCUUCCACUACAUCUACUGUGUACGCUGGAGCAUUCCAACUGCUUCAAGACCCGUGACACAAGUUAGUGCUGCUGCCUUCUUCACCAUCAAGGUCUUCAAAAGCAAACCAGAUAUACCCAUUGAAGUCUCUUACAUCUUUGAGGACCAUUCAUUAGUUCACAGACCCGGAAUGACUUGCUUUCAAGGAAAAUGGCCGAAGGACAUUACUGAGUCCAAAAAUACUCUAAUGGAGUCAAUUGACUUCUAACGCAAUUGUGUCUGAUUCUUAGAGAAUGUUUUAGGAUUGGAUUUCUAG